ACAGGUCUCGGAGCUGAGAGCUCAUGAAGCGGUGGAAGGGGGAAAGAACGAUGACGCACGGACGCGUCUGAACAACGUGUCGAAAGCUGUUCGUUAAGUGCCAUGUAGCAAGUUGCAACUCCCUCCUUUGCUGUUUUUGCUGAAAUCCUCUUUCUGCUCCGUGUCGCACACCUUCGAGAAGCGCAGCGAUAGCCUCUAGGCAACCCUCGUUCAAAUCCUGCUAGUACAAGGCGCGUCAACCGGUUUUGGUCGCAGCAAUGAUGAACAUCUUUCGUAUCUUGGGCGACUUGUCGCAUCUGUUCUCCGUCCUGAUUCUGCUGCACAAGAUGAAGACAUCCAGCAGCGCAUCAGGCAUCUCGUUCAAGUCGCAAUUCCUCUAUCUCGUCGUAUACGUUACUCGAUACCUUGACCUUCUUUGGACAGACCCCUUCAGGAGCUUGUGGAACACUACUUUCAAACUCGUCUUCAUUGGAACUUCGGCCUACAUCAUUUACCUGAUGCUCAACGACUACAAGCCCACCCACGAUCCCAACCUCGAUACCUUCAGAGUUCAAUACUUGGUCGCAGGAAGUGCCGUGCUGGGCAUCCUCUUCCCUUACAAAUACGAGCCUGCCGAGAUGCUUUGGGCCUUCUCCAUCUGGUUGGAAGCCGUCGCCAUUCUCCCUCAGUUGUUCAUGCUUCAGAGGACCGGCGAGGCAGAGACCAUUACCACCCACUAUCUUUUCGCACUGGGUGCCUACAGAGCCCUCUACAUUCCUAAUUGGAUCUACCGCUAUGCGACCGAGCGCCACUUCGAGCCCAUCUCUGUCAUCGCAGGUCUUGUUCAGACCGUUCUGUAUUCUGAUUUCUUCUACAUCUAUUACACAAAGGUCUUCCAAGGCAAGAAGUUCAACUUGCCCGUGUAGACGGCCAAAUACAGGCUUCUUUGUAUGAGUUGAAUUUACGGCUUUCUUGUUUUCGAUAUCCACAUGCAUGGGCUGGCGCUUGUGAUGAGCCGAUUCCUUUCUCAGGCCAUCUUCAUAGCUAGGGUAUAGAUCAAAAAUGGAUUUUGACAGUUACAAACCAGGAGCAGAUUGACCAUCUACAUGAACCAUCAGGAC
This is a messenger RNA of Aureobasidium subglaciale EXF-2481, 1100 nucleotides long. RefSeq lists its product as uncharacterized. Gene Ontology annotation, biological process: protein retention in ER lumen; endoplasmic reticulum to Golgi vesicle-mediated transport. Bases 258 to 905 code for a protein of 215 amino acids. Gene Ontology annotation, cellular component: endoplasmic reticulum; membrane; cis-Golgi network. Gene Ontology annotation, molecular function: ER lumen protein retrieval receptor activity. NCBI's taxonomy places the organism in Eukaryota, Fungi, Ascomycota, Dothideomycetes, Dothideales, Saccotheciaceae. The record is from RefSeq and is a predicted model, not a curated record. The transcript has 6 exons.